This is a messenger RNA of Alosa sapidissima (American shad), 5073 nucleotides long. RefSeq names its product aconitase 1, soluble (gene aco1). Bases 200 to 2872 code for a protein of 890 amino acids. The transcript is spliced from 21 exons. The record is from RefSeq and is a predicted model, not a curated record. Gene Ontology annotation, molecular function: 4 iron, 4 sulfur cluster binding; aconitate hydratase activity; 3 iron, 4 sulfur cluster binding. Gene Ontology annotation, cellular component: mitochondrion; cytosol. NCBI's taxonomy places the organism in Eukaryota, Metazoa, Chordata, Actinopteri, Clupeiformes, Clupeidae. Gene Ontology annotation, biological process: tricarboxylic acid cycle; citrate metabolic process.
UGUAUCUUUAAAAUCUCCUUGCCGUAAUGUCCCUAGAAUAUGUGCACUAUACACCUACUACACCUCCGCUAGCGUGGAGUUGACUUGACACAAAGUCUACUCAGGAAACAACUGCAGUCGGUGUGCAGGAGGUGUGUGUGCCUCGUGUGAGUGUGUGUGAGUGUAUGUGAGUGUGUAUAGAUAACGCCAGACUGCAGCCAUGAGCAACCCGUUCGCCCGCAUAGUGGAGUCGCUGGACCCAGAGAACCCCGACCACAAGUUCUUCAACCUCACCAAGCUUGGAGACCCCAGAUAUGUGCGUCUGCCGUUCUCCAUCCGUGUGCUACUGGAGUCUGCGGUGCGGAACUGUGAUGAGUUCCUCGUGAAGAGUUCCGAUGUGGAGAACAUUCUGGACUGGCAGAACACGCAGACCAAGAGCGUGGAGGUUCCCUUCAGACCCGCACGGGUCAUCCUGCAGGACUUCACGGGUGUCCCUGCGGUGGUGGACUUCGCUGCCAUGCGUGAUGCGGUUACGGAACUGGGCGGAGCCCCGCAGAAGAUCAACCCUGUCUGCCCCGCCGACCUCGUCAUUGACCAUUCCAUCCAGGUGGACUUCACCAGGAAGUCUGACAGCCUGCAGAAGAAUCAAGACCUGGAGUUCGAGAGAAAUCGAGAAAGAUUCCAGUUUUUGAAGUGGGGUUCUAAAGCAUUCCGGAACAUGCGCAUCAUUCCGCCGGGCUCGGGCAUCGUGCACCAGGUGAAUCUGGAGUACCUGGCGCGGGUGGUGUUCCAGCAGGACGGCUACUUCUACCCCGACAGCCUGGUGGGCACCGACUCCCACACCACCAUGAUCGACGGCCUGGGCGUCCUCGGCUGGGGAGUGGGCGGGAUCGAGGCGGAGGCGGUCAUGCUGGGCCAGCCAAUCAGCAUGGUGCUGCCAGAGGUCAUAGGUUACCGGCUGCAGGGGACCCCCAACACCCUCAUCACCUCCACUGAUAUCGUCCUCACCAUCACCAAGCACCUGCGGCAGGUGGGUGUGGUGGGGAAGUUCGUGGAGUUCUUCGGGCCGGGCGUGGCCCAGCUGUCCAUCGCUGACCGGGCCACCAUCGCCAACAUGUGCCCCGAGUACGGCGCCACCGCUGCCUUCUUCCCCGUUGACCACGUCAGCAUGCAGUACCUGGAGCAGACAGGUAGAGACGCGGAGAAGUUGACUUAUAUCACUAGGUAUCUGAAGGCAGUGGGGAUGUUCAGAGACUACAGUAACGAGUCACAGGAUCCUGACUUCACCCAGGUGGUGGAGAUGGAUCUGAGUGCGGUGGUGCCCUGCUGCAGUGGUCCCAAGAGGCCACAGGACCGCGUGGCCGUGUCCGACAUGAGGUCAGAUUUUGAGGCCUGUCUGGGGGCCAAGCAAGGUUUCAAGGGCUUCCAGAUCUCGGCUGAGCGCCAUGUGGACUCGGUGCCGUUCCAGUUUAACGGAGUGGACUACUCGCUCUCACACGGAUCCGUCGUCAUAGCAGCCAUCACCAGCUGCACCAACACCAGCAACCCCUCCGUCAUGCUGGGGGCUGGUCUGCUGGCCAAGAAGGCCAUAGAGCUGGGGCUUAGUGUGAAGCCGUACAUCAAGACCAGCCUGUCGCCAGGCAGCGGCGUGGUCACCUACUACCUGAAGGAGAGUGGAGUCAUGGACUACCUGACCCAGCUGGGGUUUGAGGUGGUGGGCUAUGGUUGCAUGACGUGCAUUGGCAACAGUGGACCCUUACCUGAGCCUGUGGUUGAGGCAAUCACUCAGGGCGACCUGGUGGCAGCUGGUAUCCUGUCGGGCAACCGUAACUUUGAGGGGCGCGUGCACCCCAACACUCGUGCCAACUACCUGGCGUCGCCACCCCUCGUCAUCGCCUAUGCCAUCGCGGGCACCGUCCGCAUCGACUUCGAGAAGGAGCCCAUCGCGGUGUCAUGUGAGGGGAAGGAGGUGUUCCUGAGGGACAUCUGGCCGACGCGGGAGGAGAUCCAGACUGUGGAGAGGCAGUACGUCAUCCCAGCCAUGUUCAAGGAGGUGUACGAGAAGAUCGAGAAAGUGAAUGAGCAGUGGAACUCUCUGGAGGCUCCAUCUGAUGAGCUCUACACAUGGGACCCCAAGUCCACCUACAUCAAGUCUCCACCCUUCUUUGAAGGACUGACGCGGGAGCUGAAGGCUCCUCAGACCAUCACGGACGCGUACGUGCUGCUGAACUUCGGCGACUCGGUGACCACUGACCACAUCUCCCCUGCAGGCAACAUCGCACGCAACAGCCCCGCUGCCCGCUACCUCACUGGCCGAGGGCUGAGCCCUCGUGAGUUUAACUCAUACGGCUCCAGACGGGGGAAUGACGCGGUCAUGGCUCGUGGAACCUUCGCCAACAUCCGCCUUCUCAACAAGUUCCUGGGCAAGCAAGCGCCCAAAACACUCUACCAGCCCACAGGAGAGACGAUGGACGUGUUUGAUGCUGCCGAGCGCUAUCAGAAGGACGGCUACCCUCUCCUGGUGCUUGCUGGGAAGGAGUACGGCUCUGGGAGCUCCAGAGACUGGGCUGCCAAAGGACCCUUCCUUCUGGGCAUCAAGGCGGUGUUGGCGGAGAGCUAUGAGCGGAUUCACCGUAGCAACCUGGUUGGCAUGGGCAUCAUGCCUCUGGAGUAUCUCCCUGGAGACACGGCCGAGACGCUGGGCCUCACCGGCCAGGAGCGCUACACUGUGGUCAUCCCCCCACAGCUCACACCACGCAUGCUGGUGGACAUCAAGCUGGACACUGGGAAGUCCUUCCAGGCGCGGAUGCGCUUCGACACGGACGUGGAGCUGACCUACUACCACCACGGCGGCAUCCUCAACUACAUGAUCCGCAAGAUGGCCACCGAGUAGAGAGGACCUGAGAGAAGACCUGCUCCGUCUUUCCGGAUGAACCAUCCUAAACGCACACGUUCCCCCCAACUGUUCUGUCCUUUCUUUAUUUCCGUGUCCUCCUGUUGCCAUGGAGACCCAACCCUUCUGUCCUCUCUUUAGUUCCGUGUCCUCCUGUUGCCAUGGAGACCCAACCCUUAUGUCCUCUCUUUAGUUCUGUGUCCUCCUGUUGCCAUGGAGACCCAACCCUUCUGUCCUCUCUUUAGUUCCGUGUCCUCCUGUUGCCAUGGAGACCCAACCCUUCUGUCCUCUCUUUAGUUCCGUGUCCUCCUGUUGCCAUGGAGACCCAACCCUUCUGUCCUCUCUUUAGUUACGUCUCUUUCUGUUGUCGUUUAGGAGCAGACCGUCUUCUGCUCUCAACUGUACACUUCUGUUUUCCCCUGUGUGUGUGUGUGUCUGUGUGCAUGCGUGUGUGCGUGUGUCUUGUUUGUUUGUUUGUUUGUUUGUUUGUUCAGUGCUGCUCUGGUUCACUAGCGCAAGGAACUCUUUUCAAGUGUUUUGAAAUGACCAACUAAUCUAGAGUUGCUACUCACAGCUCCAUACGGUUGCUAACAGAGCUCGCUAACACGGCCCAGAAUCUAAUCCUACCUCAGCGUUUGCCAACAUCACAGGUGCAUCUACACCUGAUGUCAUGACAGGUGCGUCUACGCCACGCCCUAGUCUCAUCACAGGCCAGUCCAAGCAGCACCAGCAUUGACUCAGUUGGCGAACAUGAAGCCCGUGGCGCCGUCAGAAUUUCGUCCGAAGGCCCGUGACUUGCUAAAGGUUUUACUGCUCUGUAGGUUUUACUGCUCCGCCAAACUCAAACGCACAAAUCAUGUGGCUGGUUUAUGUAUUUUACGGCUUGCCCUGAUAGGUUGCCUUGGUGACUCUGUAGCACUUCCUGCCCAGUCUCCUUGGCUGCACUAAAAUGCAGAGGAGGCGGGGCUCUGUUCAGCCCACCCCCAGCAAGGCGACCAAUCAAGUCGUUUUUUUUAACGUAGACCAGUGUGGAAAACCCAAUCAGCAUUCAGUCAGUAGACGGGACUUGGCCCUCGUCUCCAAUUAGGUUGUUAUUCCAAAAGAGUCAGCAAAUGUGCUGUACAUGGAAUAAUACACACACACACACACACACACACACACACACCUAAAUGAAUGAAUAAGUAAUAAAAUACUUAUGUUAGAAGUAAUACUAAUGAUAAUAAUGUUAAUAUACUAGAGGUCUUUUAUAUUACAAUGUGUAAUAUUCCGUAUCUGUGUUGUCUGCGGUGGUUAGGAGGUGUAGUGGGUAAUGGACUCAUGUCUUAUAGGGCAGUCUGAAUAUUUCUCCAAGUGCCUACUGGCAGACUCCAAGAGCAGUUUAAGAUGAGCGGAGUCACACACACACACACACACACGCACACAAGCAAACUCUUGCACAGAGUUUAAGUUGAGCAGAGCCACGGACACACACACAGUUUAAGAUUAGCAGUGAGAGUUUGGCAAAAAGUUUGUUUCUGGUUCUAGCUGUUCUCAACUGAAGGUGAAGUGGUCAUUUUGGAAUGCCCUCAAAGAUCAUGUGUUCUACGCACAUCCAAUCAGCACAGCCAGAGGGCGCUGGAGACCAUGUGUUCUACGGACAUCCAGUCAGCACAGCCAGAGGGCGCUGGAGACCAUGUGUUCUACGCACAGCCAGAGGGCGCUGGAGACCAUGUGUUCUACGCACAUCCAGUCAACACAGCCAGAGGGCGCUGGAGACCCAUCCACUGCCCGCCAGCCUCUUGCCCCCUCCACCAGCUUCCCCCACCACGCAGCCAACCUUAAUCUUGAAUAGAUGCCAUUGCCCCAGUUCAUUUAUUAUUGGUCUCCAUGAAUUAUGUGCUUGAUUAUUGCUCUGAAUGCACUGUUGAUUUUACCUGACGUUUUAAUCAAAUAAAGAUAUUCAAUUAAUGCAUCUUAACACAAUUGUGUAAGAGUUUUGUGUAAGACUAAUGUGGAAUACUCUUUAAUGGAUAAUUCAGUCACAGAAAAACCAAAACCGCCUACUUGUUUCUAACAAAUACAUUUUCCUGCUUUAUGUGUUUAUUUUUCUGGCCGUAUGACUACUAUACAUUGUUCAUUUUAAUGUUAAAAUCAUGUUUAAUGAUUGUAAGUCGUGGAUAAAAGCGCCUGCUAUGAAUGAACCAUAAACGUAUUUGAUCCGA